UGUUCCUUACUAUCCAGACUGUCCUCCCUGCCAUGCCCAAUGGGACCGUUCCCCUCGUUCCCUGGUGCGCAUGCCCCUGCGGGAGCCUGUCCAGGCUCUCCAGCACCCAUUGUGCCCUGGCUUGUGCGAGUGCUGUGCUUGCAGGUGUAAUGCAGGUGUCUUGUCUCCCACUCUGUCCCUCUUCUCUAGGGCUUUCUGACGUGCCCUGAUGCCGCAAGCCCCUGGCGUUCUCCAGCGUGGCUGAACUCCCCAGCCACGGGACAAUGGAUCCCCCUGCUGAGGACUUCCCCCAAGUCCUCUCCAUUGGCCAGAUCCACUCCAUCCGAGCCAGCAAUGACUAUGUGGAGAGACCCGCCGUCUCCUUCAAGCAAGCCCGGUCCAGCCCUUCCCUCUCCCAGCAGGCCCACAAGCAAGAGUGGGCUCAGGACUGCCUGGUGUCUUCCGCCUUCCAGGACCUGCACCGCAGCCACAGCCAGCACCACCAGAUGUCGGCCCUGCCACAGCACCUCAGCCAUUCCAGCACAGCCAGCUCCCUGUCCCACAGCACCGCGGCCUCGGACCAGCGGCUCCUGGGCGGCGUCACACCCUCGCACUCGGGGCACUCCCUCGUCUGCAUGCAGCCCAGGGCUGGCGACCUGAAGCCGGAGGAGCCGCUCAAGGGGGCGGUGGAGAAGGCCACUCUCCACCCCGGACACCUCUUCAUCUGCGAGGAGUGUGGGCGUUGCAAGUGCGCCCAGUGCACGGCUGCCCGCAGCCUGCCGUCCUGCUGGCUCUGCGACCAGCGCUGCCUCUGCUCCCCCGAGAGCCUGCUGGAGUACGGGACUUGCUUGUGCUGCGUCAAGGGCCUCUUCUACCACUGCUCCACCGAUGACGAGGACACCUGUGCCGAUGACCCCUGUUCCUGCGGCCCCGGGUCCUGCUGCGCCCGCUGGGCUGCCAUGAGCAUCCUCUCGCUCUUCAUGCCCUGCCUCUGCUGCUACUUCCCCACCCUGGGCUGCCUCAAACUGUGCCAGCGGGGCUACGACAGGCUGAAGCGCCCCGGCUGCCGCUGCCAGAGCCACACCAACACCGUCUGCAGGAAGAUCUCCUCCGCCAGCGGCGCGCCGUUCCCCAAGGCGCUGGAUAAGCCAGUAUGACCUUCCUGGGGAGGGGACUGUCUCCUUUGGCUCCUGCACUGCUCACCUCUCCGGGCACAAAGCAGAGACUAAAUCCGCCAGCCCCGCGCAGGGCGUGGGCCAGGCCUGCGCGCCAGGUUUUGCACACUUUGGCAAGGGACCAGGGCGGAGGGACUCGGAUGCUGACACGGGCAUUAGUGAUCAGCGGGAGGCUUUCAGCAGGGGAGCUGGCUCGGGGCUCUGACAUCACGAUGCCUUAGGCGCUGUUUCUCUGGUGGGUUUCAAAUGGGGACCUGUCCAAGCACUAGAAUCUUUGGGGGCCAGACCACAGAACCCAUGUCGCUUUCACCCACUUUCUGUCUGCAGCGGUACCUCCCAUAGGCUUUUCCUCCAUUUCUGGUGCUGUUGGGCUCUAGAUUGGUCCCUGCGAAGGGAGAAGAGCCACUGCAGUGCACUGACCACGGGCGCACCCCCCAGCGGAACAGAGAAAGCUCCUGACGAUUUCUAGGUAGCCAGGGCAAUAAGUGAGCCCAACUCCUGUUUCCAGGGGCGCUCUGCUCAUAGAAGCAGGACCUGGCUAGAUGAAUCAUGCUGGCAUGGAAAAGGGGUGAUGUGGACAGAACUGGGCCCCUCCUCCCACUUUGGUACAUGACUGUUGUAACCGGUAUGUCAAGGUGGAUGUGGCUGAGAGCAUGGCGCAGGUGGAACCUCCAUCCCAGGCUGAGGGGCAGCGGGACUGGAUCCCUGGAGGGAGUGUAACGCUCUGCUUGCAGAGCAUCCCUCUUGGUGACUGGCGGAUGACACAGUUGGUCUGUAUUGAGUUGGUUUCAGUCCAUCCAUGGGUGGUAACCCUCCGCCGUGGGUGACACUCCUGUUGCAGGCUGAGCAUUGAGACCCAGAGCUGGCUGGGCCACUAAGCCUGGCCUUCCUCCUUCCCUCUGGAUGUUAGGAGAGGUACUUGAGUAGGGCAGUGGGUAGGAAGCUUGCCCGUCUGCCCUGCCCGGUAGAUGAACAGGGGCCUCCUGUCUCUGGAGCUGCCAAUCUGGUACCUUUCACCAGCACUGAAUUCACUUUAAGGAAUGCUAAACCGCAAAC
Pelodiscus sinensis (Chinese soft-shelled turtle) is the source of this 2210-nucleotide messenger RNA. The record is from RefSeq and is a predicted model, not a curated record. NCBI's taxonomy places the organism in Eukaryota, Metazoa, Chordata, Testudines, Trionychidae.